AUGCAUCAUUUUGUUCAGAAGAGUGUGAAGAGAAAAUGCAUACCCACACUCACACCCAAAUUCACUCGAAAGUUUAUUAAUGCUAAUAAAAUACAUUCAAUUGAUUUUCGUAUUGGUGGUGUAGCUUCUAUAACUGGUUCGUUUGCUCAUGAUCCUUUAAAUACUAAUAGAAUUCUUGUAGAAAAUAAUAUUCCAUUAGUUGGUCUUGAUGGUCUUAACAUUGUUCAUGUUGAUGGAAUUUCUGUUGAUGGAGAAGAAGGGACUGCUCUUCGACUUUCAAUUAACGCCACUAUUGAAAAUCCAGGUGUCACUGAUGUUCAACUACAAAACUUUUCAUUUUACAUGGCCGAAGGAGAAACCGGUACAAUUCUUGGUCAAAUACCAAUCAAUGUUCUUGCUUUACAACCAGGAACCAAUACAGUUACCCUUAAUGGUCUUCUUGCUCCAUUGCAUGAAACCGAUCUUCCAGUAGUUGGCAAAUUCUUUUCCGCCUAUCUUAAUGGUCAAACACAAUUGGUAAAACUUUUCCAUGAUCGAUCUUUUGAACAAAAUGCAAUUCCAAUGGAUUUAACAACAAGUGGUUUAACAAUGAAAGCUAACCUUGAAGGAAUUAAAGCAAAUAUAAUUCGUCAAGUUGACGUUCUUAAUUUUGGUAUUGAAUUUGAUUCAAUUGAUGAAAGUAAAGUUUAUGCAACAGGUCGAUUAUCAGUUUUAUUUGCGUUACCAUCUAACGUUCAUAUGACAUUUAAAGCAUUAACAACUAGUAUUAAUUUUACUAUGCAUUUUAAUGAUGGACCAAGUAUGAGUCAAAUGAUUCUUCAUGAUUUACCUGUUGAACAUAAUCAAAUAACAAAUGAACUUUUAAUGAGUUUUAAUAAGCAAGAACUUAUUGUUCUUAAUGAUGCAUCUUUUGAAGAAUUUGCUGCGAAUCUUGUUCUAACAAGUAGUGUAUCCGUUACAAUUGAAGGUUUAGCUGCAGCACUUACGAAUAUUCGUAUAGGAAAUAUUACUCUAUCUGAUAUUCCAGUCCAUGAUACACUCCAUCUUGUUGGUUAUAAUCAAUUUAACAAUGAACUUUUAAAUAUUGAUAAUAUAGAUCUAACUGGAGCAUUAUCAUCUCAUGAACUUGCUCUUCGUGUCAAAACAAAAAUUAUUAACCCUUCUGUUGUUAAUAUUAUUAAUGGUGGCCCUCUUUCACUUGAUUUAUGUGAAGUGUCAAGUGGUAUUUCACUUGGUUCAGUUAUUAUUGAUCCAUUUUAUCUUGAACCACAAGGCAGUAACACUAUACUCAAUGCAGAAGGUACUUUUCGCAUAACUGAUGAAAAUUCUGCCGUCGCUCAACAAUUUGUUUCACGUAUGAUUUCUGGUAUAGAUAAUAAUGUAGAAUUACGUGGUAGAUUACCAAAUAAUUCAGUCGGUACUUCCAUUCCUCAACUCUCAAUGGCGAUUGCUGAUUUACGUAUUCAUACACGAGUUCCUGGUCUUUAUGGUGAGAGAGCACUUGUUCGAGAAAUUCUUCUUAAAAAAUUAAGUGCUGUACAAAUGGCUGGUAUUCCACUUGGUCUUGUCAAAACACUUUCUUCACGUAUUCGGCUUAAAAAUCCUUUUGGUACAGUUUUAACUAUAACAGGUAUGAACAUAAGAGCUUAUUUUGGUGCUGCAAUUGAUGAAAGUCAACAAGUGGGUACUGUCACUGAUAAUUCACGUAUUACCAUCGGUGCUUAUGAAGAAAUUGUAACAUCUAAUAUAGAUGUAAAGAUUACGGCGAAAUUAUCAACAAUGGUUUCUCUUUUGCCUCCUCUAUUAGCUGGCACUAGUCGUUUAUCUUUAUCAGGUUUUAUCAAUGUUAUUAUUGGAAACCAAAUUACUCUUAACCAACUUCCACUUACUUUACUUAAUGUAGCUAGCAUUCAAGAUAGAUCGAUAUAA
Molecule: messenger RNA, 1929 nt
Organism: Rotaria sordida
Lineage: Eukaryota; Metazoa; Rotifera; Eurotatoria; Philodinida; Philodinidae
Source: the annotation of a GenBank genome assembly